Molecule: messenger RNA, 6639 nt
Organism: Bactrocera oleae (olive fruit fly)
Lineage: Eukaryota; Metazoa; Arthropoda; Insecta; Diptera; Tephritidae
Source: RefSeq, a predicted model, not a curated record
CGCCUUUUCAUUAUUUGUUUUCGUACACGCUAUUUAAUGAAUACCGUUUGUUUUUAGUUUUGUAGUUUAAUUUUCGCAUUAAAAAGUAAAGUGCAAGUUAAAUUCAAUGCAGAAGCAUGUUUCCGUGUCAGGCAGAAUCGAAGAAAAUUAAAACGCGCGAAAAGUCGGGCGCCACGGCAUUAAGCGCUGUUGAUAAAAUGCAAAGUUUGAAUCAGCCGGCAAAAUUGUUUGAUAAUAAAUUUGUGGUCACCGUUUUAAGGAAUUCACGCUGUUGCCCUAAUUGCCGCAGCGAAUAUUCAACGAAUUAUGAUCUCCGUAUGGGCGAUUUGCACGUCAAAAGCAAUCGACCGUUUCUACUCGGCUGCGGGCAUAAUAUGUGCGAAAACUGUAUUUAUCAAAAUCACCAGAAUCUCGUUUGUAGCGUUUGUCAACAACCAAUUGUCAUAGAGAAACGCGGCAAUGUACCCAAUUCACCGAAUAGCCAUGCCAUCCAGCAGACACAACAACGACACUAUACUCAACCUCGCCACGAAAAUUUUAAUGUACGCGAUUACUUCUACAUGAAUUUCUUUUUAAUGGGCGAACUAAAUCAUUUGCGUUUCUAUCGUCGUGAAAGUUCGGCAAAUAACACCUUAAUGAUAUCUGAUCGCAGUCCGCCAUCGCCAACAUCCAGUGGAAGUCGUACGCUAGCACCUGGCAUACAUGCGCCACUGAACCGUUUUGUCGAGCGCUGCACAGAGUGUGAGCUGGAGCCGGCUGUGGGCCUAUGUCGCCAAUGUACUGUUCACUACUGCCGCAUCUGCUAUGAUUCCAUACACAUGUAUGGUAAGGCACUGAAACGCCAUUCGUUCGUGACGCUCGACAAGGAUCGUCAAGCCAUCAAAGAAACGGAAUUACCGCGUCCCGUUUACUGCCAACAACACAGGCGCGUUAAGGAUCGGUAUUGUCACACGUGCCAAUUGAUUUGUUGUUACGUGUGUGUGCAAAGGAUGCAUAAAACGCACCACGGCAUGUUAUUGGUGAAUGAGAAUGAAGGCUUGCAGGAUGAAAUUGGCACUAUUUUGGAAUCGGUGAAAAUGUCACGUGAGAAUCUGCGUAAAUCACAGAAGGAUGUCAAAGCCAUUGAACUCCAGCUCGAAGAAUAUGCCACUCAGUGCCUCAAAGACAUAUCUGAGUAUUUUCUACAAUUACACAGUUUUUUACAAAAUGAAGAAGCGCGCAUAUUAGAAGACUUCCAUAACCAAUGUGUGGAGCCGCAAAAGAUUAUACGCGAUGCAUUUUCAAAACUCGGCGAAACUCAGAGCAUUUUAAAUGUAGAAAAUGCGCUCACAAUUGGAGCAAUAUCAACAAAAAGUACCAACCGAUAUAUAUCUACGUCAAGUAUUUGAUGUUUACAAUACACAGCUGGAGCAAAUCGAUUGCCGCGUACAAAUUUCGAAACUCACCAAAAGUCCUUUCAUUUUUGAGAUUAAACAGGAUUUGCGCAAAGACUUUUCACAGUUCUUCACCUAUCAAUAUAUUGAUCCUACGAUUACCGUUCGUUUGCAACCCAUAUAUGGCGAUAACCAUUCCUUUCCUGAUCGAAAAUCCGAUUCGUCUGAUCAAAUGGAUGUGGACUGCUACGUUGAGAAGCACAAACGCAAAAAUAACGAACGUAAUAAAAAGCAAAAACAAAAAACACUGCGACGCAAUGACAACGAAGACGGUUCGAAUAACAAAAUGUCAGACACUGAAUCCCAAGGUCAUUUGCUACGGGAUAAAGAGUUGGUGCGCAUCAGUUAUGUAAAGUCGCCGGAACAUUUCUUCGUGCAAACAAAGACUGCGAUCUCCCAAAUACGUGAACUCUCAAAUAAAUAUGUGAACUUCAUGCAAACCGACUUAAUUCCUAAAGUUAUCACUGAGGGUCAAUACUACAUGACAUACCAUAGCGAUGAUAAGCAAUGGUAUCGCGGUAUGGUCAAAAAAAACCUAACAAAAGAUCUGUAUAAGGUGUUUUUAAUAGAUAUUGGCAUGCAGAUCGAAGUGCCAAAAACGCGAUUCUGCGAAAUUGAUAGUAAAUCGCUGAGCAUUCCCUUUGCAGCUAUACGCUGUGCCAUACAUGACAUAAUGCCAGUUGGAAAGUCAUGGAGUGAAGAAGCCUCUAAUCUGUUAGUCGAAAUUACAAACAAUCACUUCGUGCGCGUCAGCAUUGUCGAACGCAUCAAAGAGAAUAUGCUUUCAGUAGAUCUGAUUACAACGUCAUGUGUAGAAGCGAUUUCGGUUCGAGAAUCUUUUUUAUAUACUGGCCUGGCGCGGGAGAUGUCAGGUGCAGCAAAUUUACCAUCGCCACUUAAGAAAAUAUCUCCCAUGGCGCGUACCAAUCAAAGGCUACCAAAAUAUUCGUUUCAUAAUGGAGAUAUGUUGGUCGUAAAAGUGACAAAUAUAGAAAGUCCUCAUCUGUUCUACACCAUGAAGCUGGACGCUAUUGAGAUGGCACAGACAUUGAAAGCCGACUUAAACUUACAAUACAAUCAACCGAAUGUGACAUUGCUACCUGUUUUUUUAGCAUUACCACAAAUGUGCUGCGCUGUGCGCAUCGAAGAUAUAUGGCACCGAGCCCGGAUUGAGGGAAUACGCGGAGGAGGGAAAAUUACUGUGCUCCUCGUAGACGAGGGCUCACAACACGAAGUUAAUUGGCGUCACAUUUUUCCGCUCUUAAAUAAAUUCCGCGCGCAAAAAGAGUUUACCGUUAAAUGUGCAUUGGCAGAUGUUGAACCAUUGCAAGAGAAUAGCUACGCUUGGACAUCCGAAGCCAUAUGCGAAUUUCGCCAAUUGGCUGCCAAUCCUACACUACAAAUGACCAUACUAUCUACAAAUCAAGCAACAAUGCGAGUCACAUUGCAUGUUUGCAAAAAGCAUAUGGAUAUAAAUAUUGGAGCCAUGCUCGUUAGCUACGGUCACUGCGUGCCGACUGGCGAGAGUUCUCAAGUGGUAGAAGUCUACAAAACGCCAAAGAAACGCAUGAUCUUACCGACUAAUGCAAUAACAGAUGCCGCGCAGUUCAGCCAAGUCAAUACCAAUAUCAAGGGCAAAGGUGAUGUCACAAUACAGGACAGUCAAGAGACUGCCAACAAUGCAGUAACGGCGAAAAGUAGCAAACCUGUGAAAGUGCUCAAACGUACACCGGUCAAGGUUGUACAUGUCGUGGAUCCUGGCGAGUUCUACAUACAAAUUGCAAGUCUCACAACGGGCAUUGCUAAAUUUCACAAUCAACUGCAGCAAGCACAAAAUGAAGAUCAAUCGAACACAUCAAGUUUCUCGUUGGGUUCACAAAGCACAAACAAUUGGUUUGUUGGUAAUCACUGUUUGGUUCAUACAAAAUAUAAAAGUGAUCUUACCAAGCAUGCGCACGCUACACAAUCGUCCAGCCCAAACGAAUGGUAUCGCGCUAUUAUUAUCUCAAUAAAUGCCGACUUCGAAGCUGAUUUGUAUACCGUUUUUCUACGAGAUAUUGGUGCUACCAUUUCAGAUAUUACCUGUGCACAACUUCGGGUUAUAGAUCAUCAAUGGGAUUGUGUAACAAAUGCCGUACAUCGCUGUCACUUGGCUUGCGUUGAGCCAACUGGCGGUAUUACUGCUUGGUCACAUUCCGCCAUCGAUUGCUUUAACCACACCGUCAGCUCUUUUGAGUCCCUUUCGGCCACUUUACAAGGCAAACGUAUGCCAGGUUCCAACUCAUUGCCCAUCGUGCUUUGGGGUACAAUCACUGAAACCGAGGAUCCGUUAGCGCCUUGUAUUACCAAGCAUUCGAUAAUCAAUCGUAUAUUAGUGAAAGCUGGUCUCGCAUAUUCCGUACAACGUUUAGAUUUAACAGAACAGCUGGAUAAAUUGUUAGAAAUGGAAUUUGCAGAGGGUGAGAUUACCAUGGAGGAGUGGAAUAAGAAUUUUGCGAGCAAUGCCGCACUGAAAGAAAUCGAUAGCCGUGCCCAGCGUCUUACGAAUGCUUUUAACGCCUUCGACUCUGACAAGUCUAUGAAAACUGAUGAUCACGAUACCAAACAUAUACCUGACGUGGACUUCACCUUAGACAACGCAGUAGAUAGUCAGGCCUGCGGCGAGCCCACAGUUUUCAAUGCGAAGACACCAGAGGCUUGGCUGCAGUCGAAACCAAUUGAUAAGUCAAUUUUCGCCGCCAUACCAACAUAUGUGGAUUAUGAAGCCAUUGUCUAUUUACAUGAUGCCAAUGAUAAGGCUCUACUACAACAUAUACGAGAGAGAAUUAUGAAAACUUAUGGUAACUAUGAAUUGCCAACAACUUUUGUACCCAUAUAUACACCGGACCAGGCGUGCUUAGUGCGUUAUCAUGUGGAUAAACGUCUUUACCGUGGUAUCGUACAAAAAAAGAAAAAAGAUGAUUUUAUUGUACAAUUCAUUGACUAUGGUAAUGUGGAGUCGGUCAAAUUGCACGACUUACUUCCAUUUGCGCCAUUCCCGAAGUUACCACGCAUAGCACACAAAUAUCGCAUCGAGGGGAUACGUGCCAAAUCCGUCGAUGGCGUCUACACGACAGAUGUACUUGACAUCAUACAUGUUACAGUUGUUGAAAAACUGGUUUCCAUACGUGUGGCCAUUUCAGAGCUACAAAAUCCGAUAAAGGCAUGUAGUAUGCGUGUAGGUAAUAUGGAUGUUGCAGAGUAUCUCAUCAGCGCUGGACAUGUUGAGCGAGAUGUUUUGCUCUCCGAUCGAUCUCAUAAGAAAAAGGUGAGAGAUAAGCUCAAGCCUAGUUAUAAAGAUUUGAAAGUAAUUGUUGAUAUUGAAUCGACUACGGAUAACUGUGAUGCACUUACAAUUGAUGACAAUGGGUUGCCCAUAAUGGAAGCGGAAAAAAUGUUCCAAUUCAAGCACAUUAAACCCGACUUUUUUGAACUAAAUGAGGACAACAAAAGCGAUAAAGAUACCGACGAUGAUGGAAGCGACAACAAUGACGAUACAGUCAAUGAUUGUCUCGAUCAAUUGAUAUACAAUUUGGACAAAGGCGUUAAUCAUUCGGAUAGUGAUGACAGUCCUAAUGAUGAAUUAAAUAAUGCGCUCUCACCAUUGCAGGCAGCACAAUUAGCUUUGCAACAGCAUCAAAAACCAACCCAACACUCUUUUACGCCACCCUGUAAGAAACGCAUGUUCGACUCAAAUGAGUACAAGCAAUUGCAUAAGCAAAUGUUGCUGGAAAAUUUGUAUGGCAGCGAAAAUUUCAUGAAAAAUGAAUUGGCCGCGAUGCAAUGUGAUAACGAUGUCGCUGACGCUGGAGGUUCCGGCGCUCUUGCUGCCAGUUGGGGAAUUGGGGAGGAUGAUGAAGAUGCCGCCAUUGUUGAGUUGGAGCAAAGUUUUGCGCUGAAUUAUUGGCAUACCGCUAACGAAACCGAACGGCAAAAAGAUAAAAAUAAAGAGAAAGAAAAAACAACGAAUGAACAGGAAAAAAUUAUAGGAAGAGAAUUGGAAACUCACGACCACGUUGGCCUUUCCCAGCGGUCGAACUCAGUGAUGGAAACAUCUGCAUUCGAUGGAUUCUGUCCCAAUGAAACGUCGUCGGUGUUCUCUCACUUAAGUGGCAUCGAAUGUUUUAAAAUGCCACAAAUACCAGUGGGUAAACGUUCCUUCGAAUGCAGCGUUGUCUUUAUUGUUACACCGACAAUUGUACAAAUUCUACCACAUCUCACCGAAUUCGAAUAUCGCGAACUGGAAUUGCAAAGACGCAUUAAACAUUUAGUGAAGUCAGCGCCACUGCUCACCGAAUACGAACCGCGCACCAUUUGCCUAUCACAAUACCAUAAGGACAAGAAAUGGUAUCGCGCCCUAAUACGCUCCUACAAUCCCGUCGGCAAGCAAGUGGAUGUGCUCUUCGUUGACUACUUGAACACGGCAUCAGUGUCGGUCACACAACUCAAACAAUGUCCGCUCGAAUUAUUCAGUUGGCCAUUGCGCACCAUACGCGCUCGCCUCCAUGGUAUGAUACCGAAUCCGCGCCUACGUGAAAAGGACAUACGACAAGCUUUGCAGAAUAUUGUACUCAAGCGCACUUUGGUCGCGCGCAUUGUAAAAGAGCCGAAGCGGCUUGACAACUCGACAGCCAUAAGUAUGACAAGUUUCAUGCUUCUAGAUGACGUUGGCGAUUUAAGCUCAGCCACUGCUUCAGGUGCGAUCACUGGUGCUGGGACUUAUCAACAGAACGUGGAUGAUAUCAUAGAGGUGCAUUUAUACGAUCCCGACACUUAUGCACGUAAACAGAAGGACGCUCGCAUCUACCAACCGCUUAUACAGGAUAGUUUCUAUUCUUAUAAAAAUGCUUAGAAAUAUAUAUGCAAACUUAAAUUGGAAAAUUAAUUACAUUAUAGGAGGGUAACCUAUGGGCAUAAAAUUACCCAAAAAUUUAAUUUUAUAACUAAGUUUAUUUAAUAUUUUAUACUUGAACUUUCAUUAUUUUGUUUGAUAUUCAUAAUGUUCGGUUUGUUGCACGGGAAAUGGAAGGUGUGAAUUAUUAAACAUUCCCUAAACAUUUGUUAUAUUUUAUUCUCUCUGUAUAUGAGAUACAUUUGCAUUUUUCAUUGUACAUUUAUUUUUAUUAAUACUGAAAUAAAAAAGUUUGCUUAUUUAACAAUUUUGAAA